Lynx canadensis (Canada lynx) is the source of this 1386-nucleotide messenger RNA. It is a transcript of the gene PNMA8B, whose product is annotated as PNMA family member 8B. The record is from RefSeq and is a predicted model, not a curated record. Lineage: Eukaryota; Metazoa; Chordata; Mammalia; Carnivora; Felidae.
AUGCCGCGUAGCCUCUGGAGAAUUCCACCGAACACUGCCUCCAACAGCCCAGGAGAGGGGGCAUCAGAAAGGCCGCCGCAUCAGCCGGCUAGAGGCAGAGGGAGCCCCGAGACCCCCAGCUCUCAGCCUGGCCACAUUCGCUGGAACCUGAACCCCAAGGCCUGCAGCGCUGUUCCAGGGCCGGAUUUGCACAGGGCGCCCCAGCCCGAGUCCGCUGCGGGCUUCCCCCCCCCCCCCCGGCGAUCUGUGCCCGUGGGCAGGAGGCACCAUGGGCGCCAAGCUUUUGCGCCACCGGGGCAGGGGGCUGCGCGCGGACAUGCACGGGCCCUACUGGUCACCGGCAUCCCGGAGGGCCUGGAGGAGGCGGCCGUCGAAGCCGUCUUGCAGCCGGCCUUCCUGCCCCCCCACCCCCGCCCCGGCACGUGCAGGCUGUGCAACACUAGGGCCGCGAGGGACCAGAAGGCCGAGGCCGCGGUGGAGUUUGCGGAGGCCAUAAAUCACGCCUCCGUGCCCACACAGAUCCCGGGCAAGGGCGGCGUCCGGAGGGUUCUGUGUCACGACCGCGCGGAGGACACAAGGGUCCUGAGGCAGAUGAAAGGCCUGCUGCUGGAUGAGAGGCCCUCGGAGGCAGGCGGCAGGCGCUGCAGGCCCCGGGGACACGCCCCCCUCUCCCGCUUGGCUUCGAGACCCAGGCCCGGGGCUCAGGGCCCGCCCCAGGAAGGCCGGCUCCCCCCAGGGAAGGGCCGCCGGGCUCGCAGAAACACAGCCAGAGGCAACAGGAAGAAGGAGUGGGCCCUGCAGAGCGACGCGGGCGGAGGAGCGGGUCCCCGCGAGUUCUUGGCCCUGGUGAGGACGGACAAAGCCAAGCAGGAGCGGGCGGAGGCAGAGCCGGGGGGCGAGGCCCUCAGCCUCCACAGGGGAGAAGCCCGGCGCCCAGGGCGGCGCGGCCCGGCUUUAGUGGCCCUGCUGGCGGUGAGAGACACGUGGCAGCAGGAGCGCAGGGACAGCGACGCUCCCGAAAGCCAGUCGCAGCGAAACGGGGAGGCAGGAGACGAGAGGGUGGACAGUCCCGAGUUUGUGGCCAUCGCGGCCUGUGCGGACCCGCGGGAUCCGUGGGCCGUGGCGGGAGGGGAGGUGCUGAGAGUCGCUCGGGUGAGGGAGUCACUGGGCUGGAGCGACAAGCGAGGCCAGACAGCGGCCCUCCCCGCGGUCUUGCCCGCGGCGCGGGACACUCGCGGAGCCCGCGAGAAGGUGGACGAGGCGGGCCGCCGGGUGGACGCCGGGGUCCUGCGGAAGGCCGCGGGCCGCGGGAGCCGCCGGGAGCGCAUUUCCAGCCUGGCCGAGCCCGAGCCCCCCUCCACGGGCGCGGGGACCCGGCGGGGCUGA